AUGGACAACAACAACGAAGGCGAAGCGCUCGAGUUCCGAUCCGUCACGCUGGUCGUCGCCCCAAACCGCCUCCCGCGCUACGACGAAGGCUGGAUCCCCGCACAUCGUGAUUUGUGUCUCACCGAAGCUGAAAUCCAGCGUGAAGAGGAGGACGAGGAGGACGAAGAGGAUAUUAAGGAGAUGGAAGGGAGAGGGGAUCGGAUGGAGUUGAGUUUUGAGGGGAGGAGGGCGCUGUAUGAGUUUCUGGGGGUUUUGGGAUGA
This is a messenger RNA of Zasmidium cellare ATCC 36951, 261 nucleotides long. RefSeq lists its product as uncharacterized. The record is from RefSeq and is a predicted model, not a curated record. The transcript has 2 exons. The coding region runs from base 1 to 261 and encodes 86 amino acids. NCBI's taxonomy places the organism in Eukaryota, Fungi, Ascomycota, Dothideomycetes, Mycosphaerellales, Mycosphaerellaceae.